AUGGGCCGCACAAUGCGGAAGAUCGAUUUUUUUUUGCUUCAUGCGCCACUGAGCAACUUUCAUACGAUUGAACGGGGGCCCGCUUCCGACGCUGUAUCCAGUUCUCUUUAUACAUCCAUGUGGUGGAGGUGGAGGCAGAGAGGAGCAGGAAGAACCUGGCUUUGUUGUCAGUUCGGCGAAACGGGAUCUGUAUCCGGAGUUCAAGAAGAAGUCUGGGCUCUGUUGUUGUAGGCGGCGUUGUGACAUCAUCAGUGUGCGGCGAUCAAUGGCCCGGCGGCGGACAAUGAAUCCGCAAGAGCGAGAGGAUUUGAGCUGCUAGCGAGAGGGUUGAUAGAAGUAGAGUCUGCAUAGAGUUGGACAGUUUGUCUUUAUCAUCGUUUCGUAGGAGUGGGACGACCGUCUCCUUGAGAGCUCGCCGGAGGUGAGCAAACAUCCAGUUGAAGAUGUUAAUUGCUUGGAAAAGAGCUGUGUCCAAGUGGGCCAUUGCGUGGAUGCCUGUGGAGCAUCUGGAUCCCAGCUGAUCAGAAGCGCGGCGUCUGGAAGAGAAGGGUUCCAUGUGGAUGUGGUGGUGAAGGAGAUAUCUCGUUGGUACUGCUGGAUCUAGUCGUGGGCGGUGUGUUGCCAAGGAACAUGGAUCACGGAGCACGGGCAGGAGUAACAGGACUAUGGACCUGAGCCUGCGAGACGCUCUGGGUGGGGGUGGAGGUGGAGUCCAAGGUGGAGCCCCAGCUGAGGCCCUGCUGAAGAGAGACUUUGUGGCCACACUGGAGAAAGAGAGCUAUGAUGACAAGGUGGGAGAGACAGUCUCCAAGAGCGACUACCGACCCUUGCUGGACGGAAAGGAUACCAAGAGUGGUCCUGGGAUGAUGUCGUCGACGACGUUAUCAGGGGGACGCCAAGAUCCACCAGGACAGCCUGCCUUCAGCUCUGACUACCUGUCUGGUCCUACGAUGGGCGGGAUGACAGACCAGUGGAGCCAGAACAAGACAAAGGACAGCAGCAUGCCUGACUCAUUUCUAGGAUUCUCUCAGUCUGGGAUUGGUGGGACCAUGGGGUCCAGCCUGCCACCAUUCCAGACCAGUAUGGGCUCCGCUCUUGGCCAGUCUGGGAUGGGUUCAGCUAUGGACGCCCAGAAGAGUUCAAGCCCGUUUGGUUCAGAGCCCAAAACCACCAGUAAUACCAGUGGAAGCAGCCCUUUUAAACCCAGUGAACCAUUUUCUUCUGGCGGCCCAGGAAUCCACUCUAUGGAUCACACUACAGCUCCCAUCCUCUCUCCCAGUGGCUCAGUGGAUGACAGCAGUCCCUCUUCCUCCACCUCUGAACCCCUCAGCCCCGAGAGAGCGGGGCCGGGGGGCGAGGCUGGCAAGCAACAGCAGAGACGGAGGAAGAAGAAGAGGAAGGGCCGCGACGAGGUCUACGACUUCUUGGAUAGCCAGGAGAAUAACAUCAGCCAAUCUGACAAGCAUGGGAUGCAGGAUGAGGGUGGUCGGGAGGUGGAGGAGGAUGAGGAUGAGGAAGAGAACUGGGAGUGGGAGAUCAGAGAGAGUGGAGGAGGGGGUAGAGUGAGAGGUAGGAAGACUAAGAGUCGGGCAAGACUUCCAGAGGAGUGGGGAGUGCCCCACCAGCCUGACUCUCCUACACUGGCUACAGUCGGUCCUACCUUGGCCACAGCAGCUGACUCUGGUCCUUCUGACUUCAAAGCUCUGAACUCCAGCCCCAGCCCUGUUUUGCCCUCUGCUCCUGCACAAAUACCCACAAGUUUCACCAAUCGUUCCCAUGCUAGCCUAGUAACAGAUUCGUCUCCACGCUCCUACGAGCCCAUGUGUGUAGAUGACUUUCCUGUAUCUGCUAAAGACGGACAAAAGGCAAAUGAAGAGAAAGUUGCGACCAGCAGACCUGAACCUAAUAUUAGCUUAGCAGCUGCUGCCAGCAAGAGUAGUGUAGCUGGGGAUGUUAGCGGUAGUUUAGCAUUGAUGACAGGGGACAAUCUGAGCCCUGUCUCCCAGACCUUCUCUUUCCUCGAUUCAGUCCUCCAGACCCCGCCAGGCUCCACUCCAGAUUCACAGACCACCACCCCUAUCACCAACACCCCCUCCCUUGCUACCACUCCCCUGACAAAGUCCACACCAGCAGGAACAACAGCCCCUGCUUCACAAACCUCUUCGGUUUUCAACCCCUCCAAGAACACUCCAGACCUCCCUCCUACUUCUGCUUUGUCCACCAACUCAUCACCCUUAGUUUACAAAGAAACACACUAUCCUACAGCUGCAGUUGGGUCGGCCCUCAACGUUGAUGCCAAGCCUUUUGUCCCCUCAGCCUCACUCAUAUCCUCCACAGCCACCCCCACUACAACUGCAGCCACUCCUGUUGUUAGCACCGCAGCAGCAGCCUCCUCUGGAACCACUGCUAUUGCAUCCACUACCACCUCAACCAUGCCCCUCAGUUCCACUGCCCCUCCCACUAAAAGUGAAGUCACCCAUCCAUCAUCGUCAGACACUCCCCCUAAAGGUGUAGCCACCUCCUUUAGCAUAGCCACUCCCUCUCCCUCCAUCACCCCUGCAGCCCCUCCCUCUCUCCCUGCACACUCAGAGCACCAGGAGUCCUCAUCGCCACUGCUCCCCCUACUGGAAGUGAAAUCUGACAACAAGGACAAGCAGGAGAAGACAGACAUCAUGUCCAGCAAGACAGAGAAGAUGGACACCUCUGACAAGAAAGAGAAAGAGGAGCAGCAGAAGAAGGACAGCAGUCCAGACAAGGACCUGAAGUCCGAGAAGAUUCUCAAAGACGAGGAAAAGACAGAGAAGAUGACUGCAGAGAAAAACAACAAAGCCAAUGAGAAGGCAGAGAAGGUGGACAAGCCGGAGAAGACCGACAAAGAUGAGAAGAAGGAAGAGGAGAAGAAGCCGGCUGAGAAGGAGGAGAAGGGGGGGAAAGGGACUGCCAAGUCUCCAACAGGCAAUGGCAGCAAGACCCUGCCAAGCCCUGACAGCAAGAACAAGCCUGACGUGGGUUCAACCAAACCAAACUCAGCCAAAUCCCGCCCAUCCACCCUCUCCACCAGUGGCGAGGCCACCUUGGCCAAACGCCCUUCCCCCACCACAGCCUCAGCCAAUAAAAAAAGCCCUGUACCCAAGGCGCCCACACCCACCGCCACUAAGCGGCCGCCAACAGCAACUGCCAAGGAUGCAAAGACUCCAGAAAAUGGUACGGCUGAGAAACGCCCACCUGUGCCAAAGGCUACUCCUGCUCCCCGUUCAACUGCCAAUAAGAAUGGUUCCUCUGCAACUGCUGCGAGCAAAACUGCUGCGAGCAAGAAUGACAAGCCUGAGAGCAAGACAGGAGAGGCCAAGAAGCCCAAACCUACAGCUCGUCCUCGUCCAGCCUCCACCACCACUCCUGCUACCCCGGCUGCCUCCACCAAUGGUGAAGCUGCUACCAGUCACCGCCGCCGGGUUAUCACCAAACCCCCUGUGCCCAAGCAGACCGCACUGGAGAAGAAGCCACCAGUGCCCCGUGCUCCUCGAACCCCCCGGCCUAUCAAUGCACCAACACCGGAUCUGAAGAACGUCCGCUCCAAGAUCGGAUCCAUUGACAACAUCAAGUACCAGCCUGGUGGAGGAAAGGUCUCCUCCACCCCGAACAAGACAUCAGACCCCUCCAACCCUGCGGCCAAGGCCAGAGUUCAGAUAGUGCACAAAAAGCUGGACUUCAGCCAUGUCACGUCUCGCUGUGGCUCCAAGGACAAUAUCAAACAUGUCCCUGGAGGUGGCAAUGUGCAGAUCCUGAAUAAGAAGGUUGAUGUGAGCAAGGUGACGUCCAAAUGUGGCUCCAAGGACAACAUCAAACAUAAGCCAGGUGGUGGUGAUGUCAAGAUUGAGUCCCAUAAGCUAAACAUUAAGGCUAAGUCUAAGAUUGGAUCCAUGGACAAUGUGGGGCCCGGCAAUGGACAGACCAACGGACACAAGGAGGAGAAGGCAGAGGAGAAGACAUCACCACCAAGUAGUGCUCCAGCAACAGGACCAGCUGGCGUUGCUAAGGCAACAGCACCAGGAGGUGUUGCUAAGGAGAAUGGGGUGAAGGAACCCACAGCUACUCCUUUUGGGGGAGAUGGACUGAGGGAGCCCCUUAGCACAGACAAACGCAUCACUGAGACAAAUUGAGUCUCAGUGACCUGUAGUUUUUGGUGGGACACACAUGGCGCUCGCCGACCUGCCAAUCAACCGACCAACCAACCUACCACGGCGCAGUCACUUCCCUCUGGCCCCGCCCUCCAUCUCGCCCACCGCAGCACCAAACUGACCGUUCGCCUCUCAGUGUUUCUCUGGGGUCCGCCGCCUGCCAGCUUCCCGCUACCAACCCUGUCCUUUGAGCUCUCAAUGCCCUCGGGUUGACCUUUGGCCCUGCCUACCACAGAGAAGAGCACUUGCUGUUUGUCUGUGUUUCUCUGUGUGGGGUUCCACCAGCUUCUCGACUGAUAAAGUUCCCUCGUAAGCACCCCAAACCCCAAAUCUAACAACCUCAACGCAAUAAAUCCACUAUUGUAGUCAGUGCUGUAUGGAAGUAUACUGAGCAUAGCCAGUUUUUUCUUCAAAUAUUUCCACCUAUGAGUCUAAUUACUGUUUAAGCACUAGUCCUCAUAGUCCAAAAACCCUGCUUCAGAACUUAGUAAUGAGGCUCUGGUCCCUCUUACAGGCCCUCACAAUUCAAAACCACCUUGAUCUCCCAAUCUUGUUAGCAGACAUUAUGCUAACACUACUUUUUACCCCACCACUGCUCACAGUCCACUUGUCCGCUGGCUACCAGCCAGCAGCAGGGCAAAUACUAUUAAGUCUGCUUUAAAUACACAUUUUGCAUCCUGUUAUCCAGCCAGCAAUCUUUCCAAAUCUACAGUAUCUAUAAUACUUGCACAAUGUCUCACUAUAGGUAACUCUACAGCUCACUCAUCAAACAUGUCUUCUCCAAAUCCAUUGCAAUUGUUUAACCUUGGACUAUUAAUAUCAUGAUGCUCACAGCUAGCAGUGAUCGGUGCAAAGGACAAGGGCUGAUGAAUGAGUAGUUCAAAAUCAGUGCAGAAAAAGAUGCGUUCAUUUAUUUGUGAGGGAAAUUUUAUGCCCUAACACAAGGCUGCAACAAAGCAGUUACAAUUAGAAAACAUUUAAUGGUGUGAUAAUCAUGAGAAAGGUGGGCAUAAAGUGAUUGGGGAACUCUGCUGCUGCUUUGGUUAGACUUGGCUCAAAAAGCUUUUGGCACUGAACACAGGUAUUUGAUCUGGCAUCCGAGAAUUUUUAAGUAGGAUCACAGUUAGUAUUUGACCUUGAAGGAGUGAAUAUUACUUAAAGCUGAAGGUUUAACCUUAAACAGGCAUAUUAAACCACUCCGUAAUCCUAACUCUAUAUGAUGAGUGUUUAACCCUAGCCCUAAACUGCUAGCAGCUGCACCUUUUAUUGCACAUAAACCAUUAACAAACAAUAUACUGUAUGUAGCACUUUCCUUAUUGCUGACAAUGUCAACCACCAUGUCACAGGCUGCUGUGUAAUUCACUAAAUCAACAUGCACAGGUCUAUGAAGUGUAUUAUUAUAGUGAGUGUGUCAGCAUGACUAAACAGUUAUGUUCACAUUCUGCUGGCAAAACUGAACCUGUAACACUUUUAUUGAAAUCAGUCCUGGACACAUGGUAUUAGCACAAGUCCACAAACUACUGUGGAUAAUUCAGCUCUGUAGUUUGGGUUGAUGAAAGUAUUUUUAAAAAAGACAAAAAACAAACAAAAAAAAAAAACACACCCCAAGCAAUAGACCUUUCUCAGUGUGAGACUUACAAACCCUUAACCUUUAGCUCUAAAUGAGCUCACAUACUUAUAUCUUCCACCCUUUGCAUGGCAUACAUUUCAGGGGCACCAAUCCCUUAAGUGAGGGAUCUCCUACACCAUAACUCUUUAGUUCCCACACAGUGUAAUCAUUACAGGGCAUCAAGCUUGAUCCCAAACCACCUCAUACACCUUAUCUUCUUUGUGGGGGACCCCGGCAGUCACUAUGAUCUGUAUAUAGCAUAUACAGUCUACAUGUGUCUAUUAGAGACAGACAGACAGACAGCAUCUUUCUUCUCUCGCGCAUGUGGCACCUCCUGGUCAUGUGGUUCACUCCAGUGGAGAGGGGUGGGGCUACAGACCGCCACCCUCUUUUAAGUCCUCCCACUUAGCCGGUGCGUUGUAGAAUCCUCUCUGUGAAACCUGCUAACGUUCUUCACGCACACACACACACACAUACAGCACACACAAGCGCAGAGAUACACUGGAAAGCACACACACGCUUGUUGGUGUGCAUGCACACAUACACAAACAGAAAUACCAACACACACACACACCGUAUAAUACACACAAACCGAAAUCAGCACCCUAAAAUAAAAAAAAAAACGUUAUGUUGCUCAUUAAAGCAUCUCUCUCUGUUCUAGAAUGAAACCAACUCUUUAUUGUGUUUUGGUGGUCUAUGCUGAUAUUGUUAAAACAACGAUGAGCUGUGUCGGUGUGUUGUUCCUAUCAUAGUCAUUGUCAGACAUUUUCAUCAUAGGCUCACCUCACCCAGCUUUCAUCUCGUCUAUUUCCUCUUCCUUUGUUUCACUGCACCUCUCUGACAGCAAUACAGUGAUCUUAGCUGGGGACGCCUCCCGUUACCCACGCAUAUAGAUGGCGUACAGACAGAGAGAAAUGGACAGACAGACAGAGAACGACCACAGAAGUUAACAGAUAGUCAGGAGAGAGGCAAGUUGUGUCAUUUGGGGGGAAUAAUGUUACAUUCAUGGCAAGUCUGAAGUUGGAAUUUUCUUUGCAACUUUAAAAUUAUUUACUGAUUUAUUUUCUAGAGACUCUGUCUAGUAGAUAGAACCUACUAAAAGCUACAACCAAGCCACUUGAGGUGACUGCUGCACAGUAGCAGAUGAUCAAAAUGAUCAAGUUUCUAGUUUAUAUUUUACCCUACAUCUGUAGUGUAAAUAGAUGGAAGCAAAUAGCUUUUUAGAAGUUUGUUUUUUUAUAUUUUUGUUCAGCACUUUCUUGUUUGUUUUGUAUAGGAUAUCACUGGAUAUUCAAAAGUUAUUAAAAGCAAAAAUUCUCAAAGAUUAAAAAAAGAAUGAUCAAAAAAUGAUUUCACUACACUGGACAGCAGGAACUGCCCAGCUCCAAAAUGCCAUGAAUGCAGCAGUAUUUCAGCAAGGCAGAACUAAGAAAGGCCUGCAAAUACUGUAGUUGAGACCAUCCAGUGGUAUUUGAAGUUGUCUUUGAAGGGAACAAAUCUGUUCUUGUAAAAUAGAGAUCCACAUUUUAAAGAAAAGUUUGAUUUUUUUCUGUUUUUCAAAAGAAUCAUACAGUAGCACGCUCGGUUUUAAAGGGAAUGAAAAUCAAAGGUUGAUAAGAAAUAAGCAUGAAGUCGUCAUUAUUUCUGCUCAGUUUCAGCCUGUUUGUACUAUUUUAAUAUAUCACCAAAAAUUCAAUUUUGGCAUUUUUGAGUCUUGUAAACCAACACUGUGAUGUGAUUUUGAUUUUACAGAUCAAAAACAUUAUUGUGUGUGAAAGAAGUAAAACAAGUAGAACCAGCCAUCUUAAUGAGGAAGGCUCUUUCCACUCACUGUAAUUCUAUGCAUUGUGCAUUAAAGUCUGCGAUGGUCUCCGGUGAAACAAUGAAGGAUUAGUGACGUGUUUGUGGCGUGUUGCCGUAGUUGUCAGAUGUGUGAAGUGUUACCACUGCAUCCAUCCUGUAGAGAGCGCUGACGAGCCUCUGGAACACUGAUAGUCUGGCUCUGAGACUUCAAAAAAAGGCUGACUGAGAAAACUUACAUCACCAUUAGAGAAGCUACAGUAGACCUACAUACUGUCUCUCAUCUAAAUUAGCUUUGAUGACCAUGCUAUAUUAUUGUGUCUGGAAUACUAAAUACUACUCAAAUCAUAUUAAUUAUGUACAGCUCCCCUUCAAACUCUAAAGUCUUGUGCACUUUGAACACAGUCUUGUUCAUUUCUUGAUGCACUGAAGUGAUAUAAAAGUUGCUUUAUUGUAUAUUGGUCAAACAUUGUCAGCUGUGUACUGUACAUGUGUGCUUUUGGGAGCAAAACAGUCUUGGUAGUUAGAUACAAUUAUGAUAAUCAAAGAGCAAGUGAUCAAAUAGUCAACAAUAAAGACUAGACAACUAAAAUCACCAUAUAAGCAUAUUUGAUAUUGUACUAUUCCCUCAAAAUCAUUCUCAUGAGUUGCCUAUAAGUAAAACAUGAUACAUAUGUGUGGAUCAUAUGUGAAACAAAAAUGUGAAUCUUUCUUCAGGAAUAGAAGAACAAAGGGAUGAAAGCACUUUGCUAGGUGUAGGUAGUGGUGUGUGUAUAUAAAAUAGGAAUAAGUAGUAGUCUUAAUGUGCGUUGGAAGCUCAGUGUAUGAGUACGUUACCAUAUGACGGGAUGAGCUGAUGUUGUGUAUCCUGGAUGACACAUUGGUACUCUUUAUCUUGGUCAACUUUGUGGAUUUUAGUGGAGCUUUGGUCAUCGGUGUUGUGCUAUUGGCUAUGAUGGUUUAACACUCAACUCUCCAGUCUGCCCUCAUGUUGUUCCUGGUUUUUACUUUUUGACCAAGCUACAAAAUCAAAUUUCACAAGUGGGCAAGUUUAUAGUCAGCCAGGUUAAAGGACCACACUGAACUAUGAGGAGCGUGGCGAAUAGUCGCCUUACUCAGUAUGUUUCACAGAUAGAAUGUUUUCUCUUGAAUGAUUUUCAGCACUUCAGCAUACAGUAUGUUCAGUAACUGUAAGUGAUUAGAAGUAUCAUAAAACUGAAAAUGAGUUUAGUGUAGAAAUAACUUCAGUGUCGCAUGGUUAAAUCUUUUUUAUGAGAUGUGUGUAAACCUUUGAGGUUUGUACUGCGACAUGUAAAACAGAAAGAUUUGAUGAAACAAAUGCACUUUGAAUGACAGAUUGCUGAAAGAUUUAAAGCAUUACUUGCUUGAGUGAAGUUAGCCAGACAGCUAAAGUUUGUGGAGCUGAUGUGCAUUACUAAUGGUAAAGAUUUGGUUAUGUCUGUUUUAUAACUUAUGAAACUACAGGCCAUAAAAGACAAACUAAUAUUGUGACUUUGCCUAGCGGUAUCUGUGUAUUUGUCGGCCGAUAAGUAAUGAAAAGUUGCAGUAGUACGUAAAUGACAAAGAUAUGUUUGAAGUAAUUUAGAAACAGUGAUGUAACUACAAAGUAACCAGAAAGUUUAGUUUUCAACUCUAAAAUGUCCUGCAUGCAGCAUAUUUUGGUCUUUAAUUAAGUCUUUAAUCACCUAAUUUAGAGGAAUACUUAUUAAAAUGUUUCAAGUGUUGAUGUACACAAAUAAGUAUCACCUGAUAAGUUGUUAUCAGAUUUUGAAAACUCAAAUAUCUGUAUUGGUAUCUACGUCAGAAAUCCAAUGUUGGUUGAGCUAUACUUCACAUACUGUAUGCUAAAGCAAUAGCACGUGGACAGAGUUGUUUAUUAGAGGAAAAUGGUUCCAAUCCUCCCUUUAUAUAGUUGGAGGGGAGACUAAUGGGCUACUUUAUCUCUUAAAGUUUAGGUUUAAUAUAAUAACAGUGGAUAUGAGUAGGUUUAAGACUAGAAUUAUCAUCAGUAUCGUUAACUGAGGUAUAAAGUUAAUGUUGCAGCUUGGACAAAAGGUAAUAACCAGAUUCACUCUGAUGUCCGUCCACAACUGUUUGAUCCCCAGUUAUACUGUAGCGCUUGAAUACCACCCGUCCACUAGUAUCUCACACUGCCCAUUGUAUAUAGAUACCACCAUGUUUUUAUCACUCUAGAAGAAACUCAAAUAAAUUAAAAUCAAACAAAAACAUAAAAAAAACUUACUUCUUAACAGGGUGUUGUGGAUGUCGACAGAUGAGCUUUCAUGUUCAUAAACCUGUUACUGUUAAGGUUAAUAAUGGUAUUAUUAUAAGACUGAAAGCAUAAGAAAGGAAAGGUGUACUUUUUCUUUUUUCAGAGUCUGCCUUUUUUCCUCCAAGAAAAGGGCUGCUGAAGUUUAAAGAAUGUUUUUAAAAUGUAUUAAAGAUGCAAGAUUAUGAAUACAUGUAUGAGGUUUGUCUCUGUUCUGUUUUGGAAGAUAGAUCACAUAUGGAAACACUAUUUACCGGAUUCAAACUGACGGGCAAGAAGGGAGGCGGUGUGUGUCGUGUUUGGUAUGAUCUGACAAAUGACUUGGAGAAAAGUUAUGCAAAGAAAACCUGGAAUCACAGAAAACUAAAUGACAAACUUAAAAUUGGUUGACAAAGUUCAGUUCUUUCAAAAGACCAAAAACAAUCUAAUUAGUUUCCACAAUCUGAUUGGUUUUCGCUUCGGUUUGAAAUGCACUAAAUGUGGCACUGGACACACACUGGCCAGCCCUGUCUUCCGACUACCGCCACCCCCCAGUCAGACUAACAGUAACCAGACUUAGUCUUUUGGCAUGUGGUACAAAGUAAUGUACUGUAUUAGACAGCUCCUAUAUAGACACCUUGACAUACCUACCAACACAGGACUGAAAUAAGGGAAGACUUGGACAAAAUUAUCUGUUCAGUGUUAAUAACAAAGGAAAAUCAUUUAAACUUUUGGAACAAUGUGCACUAUUGAAAAGCAUAUAAUAAAUUAAUUAAUAUUGAGCUCAAAACUACAUUUGAACUUGAACUGUCCUUCUAAAAGAGACAGCUAAUUGCCUGAAAUGUAACAGGACAAAGUGAGAAAUCCAGAAUAAAGUGGAGUGUUGGUAGAUAUGCACCUGGAGCCCCUAGCUAUGUCUCCCACCUACAGAGGCUUGCCAGCAUCACAGUGCUGAAAAGUAGUUUCUCUACUUGUGUUCUUCACCAUACCUACCAGAUUUAAAACCAGUAUUCUAACUGUUAACUGUUAAACUAUUGUAUGUUGGCUUUUUUUUUCUUUUGCACUUACUUACUUUGGUUGUGGGUAUCUCCUACAUGUCCAAAUCUGUCAUCAUAAAUUAAGAGGAAACAAGCAAAAUAAUCUACUUUUCAGUGCUGUGGAAUGGAUCCACUGUAGUGUGUGCUGUUUUAUUCUGUAGGGCACAACACCAUAGCAAGAGCAUGCAGAAGACAAACAAACUGCUGGUUGUUAGAGGCAUCUGUCCUAUUAGAUAGAGCUCAUCUCCCCCUCCAAUUCUGAAUAUUUGGUAUGAAAGAGAUGUUCAUUGUGAUUAUUUGUUAACCAGUGAUGUGAAUAUUAAUCAUGAAAUAAAAAGAUGAGCAAAGGA
Messenger RNA from Thunnus maccoyii (southern bluefin tuna), 11243 nucleotides. RefSeq names its product microtubule associated protein 4 like (gene map4l). Gene Ontology annotation, biological process: microtubule cytoskeleton organization; neuron projection development. The transcript is spliced from 17 exons. NCBI's taxonomy places the organism in Eukaryota, Metazoa, Chordata, Actinopteri, Scombriformes, Scombridae. Gene Ontology annotation, cellular component: neuron projection. The record is from RefSeq and is a predicted model, not a curated record. Bases 666 to 4160 code for a protein of 1164 amino acids. Gene Ontology annotation, molecular function: microtubule binding.